AGAGAGCGCAAAGGAGAGGGGCCAUAUAAAACCAGAGGAACACAAGCCACGCUUUAUCCUGCCAGUCUGUCCUGCUCUGCGAGCAUUCACAGGAAACACACACAGACUCCCCCAGCGCUCACACACUCACUUACUCAGCGCCCUCUUUCUCUCACACACACUCCUACAGGGAAACACAAACACACACACCGGCUGCGCUCACAAAGGACUGGAGAAUGGCUGUGUCCAUGAGAAGAAUGAAUGGGUCCUGGAGAGGGAUGACUCUAGCCCUGGUUCUCUGUGCUCUGCUCCUACACAAUGGAGUUCAAGGAGAUUACCCCACUGAUGCCUCUGCUGUACCUGAAACGGGCACCACAGAUGUUCCCAGCACUGGAGCAGCUGAUACAACAGUACUCACAGACGCAACCUACAGCUCUGUAGUCACAGUUAUGUAUACUACCGCAACCCCCCAAGCACCUGUAGACGACACAGCCACUACCGUUGCCGACUACACAGUCAAUGCCACUACUGGGAGCAGUGCUCCUGGAUCAGACCAGGACACUGCCUUCACCUCCAUGGUGCCAAAGACUGACCCCUUAACAGGAGGUGAAACCUCUGGAACCACGGCUGGACCUGGUGUAGACACACAGGGCACUGAAGCAACUGAUGCCCCUGUUGCACCGGUUGUACCCGAGACAGAGGCCCAUGAUGAUCUUGUGAAUCCCACUGUUGAGUGUGUGGACAAGGAGGCAGUGAAGGACAAGGAUGCAGUCAAGGUGGAGCUUUUGUCAAAAACCACCUGUUCGGAGACCAAGAGAAUCUUAGAGGAUUCAGCCUGGUGCACAGGGGACUGCAACCUUCAAGUGUUCCAGGAAGAGAACUCUAACACAUUGGUUUUGACACGCGCUUAUGGUGGUGUCAAAGAAUUGUCAGAGAGCCUGAUCAGUGAAAGUAUCAAGGGUCAGCUGGGUGUGGUGGAGGCAGCUCCUCAGUUGGGAACACACUCUCCCAUUGUGCUGGUGUCCCUGCUCAUCACUGGCCUGCUGCUGGCUGCUGCCCUCAUCGGAUGCUACUGUAUAAAGAACAACCGUGGACACAACGCCAAGGGCAUGAGGCUGGCUGAGGAGGCGUACCCAGUCGAUGAGGAGAACCAGGGGAACACCCUGGUGUCUGUUGCCCCUCUCAACCCCCCUGAGACCCUGGAGAAGCCUGCUAACGGGGACUCCCAAGAGGCCGCCAAGACCCAGCCCCCUCCCACCAACGGCCACUCCACCACCAAGACGGCAGACACAGAGCUGUGAAGCCCCCCUAGAACCCCAGGAGAAGAAUGGAUCAGAUCCCACACCCCUUCUCCAACACCAACCCUUCCCCCCCAGAACACCCCAGAGACCCCAUCCUACCAUGGACAUCAGGGACUAGAACUACCCCUCUUAACCCCCACAUAAACAUUCCUUCAGACUCUCCGUGUGCCCCACUUCGGCUACAUGCCUCAACAUUUAAAAUGGAGGGACAACCCCAUGGUAAAGUAAUCAGAUAAGAUUAUAAUGAACAGGUGUUGAUGAUGAUAAUGUGAAUGAUGAUGAUGAUGCCGAGGGCUGUGUCCCUGUCCCUGGGUUGCUGACGUCAUGCAGGGCUGGAGACUGGGCCAGGGUUAGGACUGGGUGGUGAGGAGGGAGGGUUUUAUGUUGUUAAUCACCACUGGCUCUAAGACUGCAGCUUGGGUCACAUCAACCAUGUGCUCACUUUCGAUGCCCAGGAGGGGCCCUGCCUGCACAUGUCAUCAGGUUUAAAGCUUCCUUCCAUAAAUCCUUUAACCAUAAAUUGAAGCACUGCAUCACUACCAUUCAAAUUGGUCCUCAGUCGAUCAUAAAAA
This is a messenger RNA of Coregonus clupeaformis (lake whitefish), 1852 nucleotides long. RefSeq lists its product as uncharacterized. The coding region runs from base 216 to 1280 and encodes 354 amino acids. The transcript is spliced from 8 exons. Lineage: Eukaryota; Metazoa; Chordata; Actinopteri; Salmoniformes; Salmonidae. Gene Ontology annotation, cellular component: membrane. The record is from RefSeq and is a predicted model, not a curated record. Gene Ontology annotation, biological process: cell adhesion.